GGGACAGACUAUAUCCAUUUAACUCUCACCUUUCCUUGUUAUCGACAUAUUCUAGCAUUCCUCUAGACCACAGACCAUCACUGGUCGCUGCCCAUAAUGUAUUCGACGCGGCUCAUGAACCUUUUGAUGGUGGCACUUUCUGUGUCAUCCGUCACCGGUGUAGCAUGGCUAGAUAAUCGACAGACCGGCCUAGGCCAUCACGAGGUGAAGAGACAAGAUAACCCUCUCUCGAUUGCGACCCUGGAUACCGAUUCUGCGGCGGCUACUGCUGCAUCCACAUCGAGCGCAGACGAUACUCCGUCAUCAACUUCAACGUCAGCCCGUUCGACAACCACCACCCCAACUAGCACUAGCAGGGCUUCUUCAACUACUUCGACAGCAGAGAACACAACCCCGACAUCAGCUCAAACGACACCCAGCAGUACCAACAACAACAGCCCCACGACCUCAGCAACGUCCACCACUAACAGAGCCUCAUCCUCAUCCACGCCAAUAGAAACAACUACCAAUGGCGGCGGUGGUAGUACCACCUCGGCAGCCCCCAGCACGACCCUGGCGCCCUCUACUUCAACUUUUGUGACCGUCAUCACUACUACUGAUUCGGCAGGACAAACAGUUACUACCUCUUCGUCCAGCACAAUAGUGUCGACACCUACGGCUGCCCCCUCGUCCCAAAACAGCACCAUGCCCCCAACUACUAGACACACGAUCAUCGGUGUCUGUGUUGGCGUUGGUGGCGCGAUUGUUCUUGCGGCUGCUGGUGUGCUAUUCUGGAGACUUCGCAGCAAGAGGAGGAACCACGAGGAGAAUGAGGAAUUGGUCAGCUACGGCGACGGAUUUGGCGGCCCUGGUACUGCUGAGAAGAGCGAGCCUAGCGGUAGUACCGCCACUCGCAGCCCGUUCCAGAGCACCCUCGAGAGUUACCACGCGCCGACGCAAACGAACGCUGCUUCCAACUUCUAAGCAUGGGAAUAUAUGUCCUUGGCAUCGCCCUCAUCUCCUACUUAUUAUGCGGCAUUGAAUUAGACCGCGCGGGCGCCGGAGUUUGGAGGUAUUCGCAUGGCAUAAGCAAUCAUCAUGUUGACCCCAUUUCAUAAACCGGCAUCCUAAGGAAUAGAAAAACUUUUCCACCUUAUCUCACGAAACACGUACUCUAAGAAAAAAUGGCGGAGGCAGGGUUUUUGUGCACGAGACUAGUAACGCUUCUGAUCUGAGCGACGUGUUCGACUCGGCCGAGCAAGGUAGAACAGCUCCAUGACCUAGUCUACGCAGCUGAGACGCGAAAGAGAAGGGGGGAUAUUUGUAUACAGCUUCAUAAUACCAGCUUCUUCGAUUCUCAAUCAAAGUACAUACGAACACGUACCUACAUACUCUUGCAGGCACAAGUCGUCACGUCAAUUACCUCAAUUAAUAUACAAUAUUCCACCGUACUCUUAGUUUGUUCUUUUCCUCAUUUAUGAUGUACUCACUCAAUUGCCGCUUUU
Molecule: messenger RNA, 1484 nt
Organism: Annulohypoxylon maeteangense
Lineage: Eukaryota; Fungi; Ascomycota; Sordariomycetes; Xylariales; Hypoxylaceae
Exons: 1
Coding region: 97-963 (288 amino acids)
Source: RefSeq, a predicted model, not a curated record